Messenger RNA from Oryza sativa Japonica Group (Japanese rice), 1636 nucleotides. Its product is annotated as F-box/LRR-repeat protein At3g59200. Lineage: Eukaryota; Viridiplantae; Streptophyta; Magnoliopsida; Poales; Poaceae. The record is from RefSeq and is a predicted model, not a curated record. Gene Ontology annotation, molecular function: protein binding.
CCUCCCCAAAUCCCAGAAUCCGCCGCGGCAUCCGGCGAUCACGCCCCUGCACCGGAGAUGGCGGACGACGGCGGCGACGGACCGCCGUGCGACUCCGACUACAUCAGCAACCUCCCGGAAAACGUCCUGGUCACCAUCCUGUCCCUCCUCAGGCUCGACGAAGCGGCGCGGUCCACCGUCCUCUCCACCCGCUGGCGCCACCUCUUCCCCUACACCCUCCUCGACUUCAGGGCCUACGCCCUCGGCCGCGACGUCGUCGCCGCCGUGAACACCAUCCUCGCCGCGCACCCCGCCGCGCGCGUCCGCUCCUUCCGCACCGGCUUGCUCUACUUCCCGCCCGAGGACGACCCCUCCGUCGAGGCCUGGCUCCGGGACCUCGCUGGCCGCGGCGUCAAGGAGCUCUCCCUCUCCUUCCGGGAGAGGUGGCAGAAGAUCCCCGCGUCGCUCUUCGCCUGCACCUCCCUCAAGCGCCUCCACGCGAGCAGCUGCACCUUCCCGGACGCCACCCAGGCCCCCGUGCCGCUCGCCGCCCUCGCCGAGAUCGAUCUGUUCGGGGUCAACAUAUCCGAGGAAUCGCUCGGCGCCCUGCUGUCGCGGUGCACGGCGCUGGAACACCUGAGGAUGCGGAGCAUGGGCUGGUGCCACCGCAUCCACGUCCGGUCUGAGAGCCUCAAGACCCUCUGCGGCUGCGGCGACUUCGAUGAGCUCUUAAUCGAACACGCUCCUAACCUCGAGCAGGUGUACGGCAACUACAUGUACAUGAGAAGCACACACCUCAAGGUCGCGCACGCACCGAAGCUGGAGUUCUUGGGCUACCUCGGCAUGAGCUUCGACACGAUUGAGAUUGGGCAAUCCGUUUUCACGGAAGAUGAUUUCGAUAUAAAGACCCUGAUGCCAAGCCUGAAGACACUCGCUAUCGAAUUGAGCUACACGUCCGAGGGGUACAUCAAUUGGUUCAUGCAGCUCCUCAAGCUGUUCCCUUGCCUAGAAACGCUCUACAUCAGGUCAGACACUUGGUCCAAGGUCCGCGCCGCGGCACCGGGGUCCUGGGACGUGCUGAGAUCUGUCCCCUGCAUCGACAACCACCUUGAGAGGGUGGUGUUUGAGGUUUACCGGGGGCACGAGUGGCAGAGGGAGAUGGCCAAGUUUCUCCACGGCAGGGCCAGGUUCCUCAAGGCCAUGGAGUUCCACUGCCAGGGAGAUAAAGGUUGCAGCGAGCUUUUGGGUGAAGAAUGGGUCAGGGAGCAGCAGGAGCUACUGUGCCUCGACAGCCGGGCAUCCUUGGACGCUCGUUUCCUCUUCUUCAAGGGCGCUCUGGUGAAUAAUCAUCACGAUGUUAGCCACCAUGAGUGGUACAAGAGGAAGUACUAUCAUUACCUGUAUAAUGUCUAAGGAAGAGGUUAGGGGACUGAGAGUUUGUUAAAUCGCUGUAGAACAGGAUGCGUUUGGUUUAAUUAGAAGGUUUUCAUUUUUGGAGAUACUAUUUAUGAAUGAAUAAGUGAGUGAAUAAUUAUAGGAGGUUUGAGAUCGAGACAUGAGCAAAGCAUCAGAUUGUGUUGUUGUAGAAUUAUUUUUCACAAUUGUAAGUUCAUAGAAACGAACAUAAAAAAGCGAGACGGCCACGUCCAGUUUCUCG